AACAACGGUGUCGUCAGAUUGAAUUGCUGUUGCUAGUCGGACAGCUUUUGGUGAGGGAACCGGAAGUGAGUUUUUUCUCCCGGAUGUACGAGACUGUUUGUGUUUCAGAGUUAUGCCAAUAAAAGCCUAGGACGCAAGGUGCUCUAACCGUCCAUUCUGUACGGUCAGCGAGAACGGAACAGAGUGAAGCGCGUGUGUAGUAAUUGGCGACGUGAAGAGAGUGUUGGACGAAACGCUAACUCGUUAGCACGUAAGCUAACUGCGGACAGAGUCUCCAAUGGAAGGUCUGAGACCGCCGCCGAUUCUUUCUUUGCAUUCAAGCAAUUUGGCGAAGACGUGGAAAACGUGGAAAGAGCAAUUCACAUUGUACGUGGAACUGACAAUGCCGAACGCAGAGGAAGACACGAAAUGCAAGCUGUUUCACCUCCUCAUCGGCGAAGAAGGUAGACAACUGUUGAGCACGUGGUGGAGCGAUGAUGUGUCCGCAGGGAACACCGUGAGGGAUGUGAUGAGAAAGUUUGACGAACUUUGGAACCCGAAGCUAAACGAAACCGUGGCGAGAUACGCAUUCUUCACGAGAGAUCAAGCAACGGGAGAAAAUGUCGACAAGUACGUUACAGAAUUAAGAGUUUUGGCCAGCACCUGUAAUUUUGAGCAAUUAAAAGACUCCUUGAUUAAAGACAGAAUAGUGUGUGGCACAAACGACAAUGGGCUGAGAGAAAGACUGCUAAGAGAAGAGAAUCUAACAUUGGAAAAAUGCUUGAAGAUCUGCAGAGCGUCAGAGCUGUCACGAGAAAACUGGAAAACACUGCAAGGGCAGACGCUGAAUGAAGUGUAUUCAGUCAAAGAAGAAAAGAAAAGCAAAGAUCUCGGUCCUGAGCGGCAGGUCACGCAAUUUGCCACCAUCAAAGAGGAGGAGGAGCUCGAGCCUCUUCACAUCAAAGAGGAGGAACGGGAGGAUGACAUCGACGACGUUCCGUUCAUCGGCGUCACUGCGAAAAGUGACAAAGACGUCAGUGAAGAAGAUCUUCAUCCUGAGUCACCUCACGUUCAGGAGGAAGAGGACUAUCGUGUUGGCAAGAUGCCGCCGACCUUUGCCCCUUUGACCGUUGAACAAGAUGAAGAGGAAUGCCAAAAUGAGCAGAGCAGGGGGGCGCACCCUCCAAGCUGCAGCUCAAGUCAACCCGCGUCAACUGAAGUCGGUGCAGGACACCGGGGACGAUCCCGUGCAGACGGCCUCUCGCCUCCGCUGCCCCAUGAUGGCGACAUCACAUCACAUGCUCAUUCUACUGACGAUGAUGAAGAUGACGAAGGCUCUCACGGCGAUCAGAUAUGUCACACAGACAACAAGUGCUGGAAAUGUUCUCAGUGUGACAAAACAUUUGAUGCCCAGUGUAACUUGAAGGUGCACGUGACAAUGCACACUGGAGAAACCCCCCUUACCAGCGCGGCUUGUAGUCAAAGGUUGACUCAAACAGCCACUUUGGCAAAGCACAAAAAAACACACGUCGGGGAGAAAUAUUUUGCGUGCUCGGUCUGCCACCAGAAAUUUAGGAAGCACUGUAACUUAAAAGCACACUUAAGAACGCACACGGGAGAGAAACCUUUUGUCUGCUCGGUCUGCGAUAAAAGAUUUACUGAAAGGGGACAUUUAAAAAAGCACUCAAGAACGCACACCGGGGAGAAACCCUUUGCCUGCUCAGUGUGUGGUCACCGAUUCUCUGAUAGGCGCAACGUGAGAAAUCACGCAAGAACCCAUACUGGAGAGAAACCGUUUGCCUGCUUCCUUUGCGGCAAAACAUUCGCCCAGAAGGCGCAUUUAAAAAGGCAUGCUCGAACACACACCGGGGAGAAACCCUUUGCCUGCUCAGUGUGUGGUCAACGAUUCUCUGAUAGGGGCGGCGUGAGAAUACACGCAAGAACCCACACUGGAGAGAAACCGUUUGCCUGCUUCCUUUGCGGCAAAGCAUUCACCCAAAAGACACAUUUAAGACAGCACGCGAGAACGCACACCGGAGAGAAGCCGUUCAGCUGCAGCGUGUGCGAUAGACGCUUCACUAACAAGUAUCGGGUCACGAAACAUAAUUGUGCUGGGGAGAACAGCAGCGCUCGGUGAACCGAGACACUGACGUGGUGCCGUCUAUUCCCCAGCAUGAGGUGAUUUUCGAAUUGCCACGCAGGCGUUAACGCACUGAGCGUGGGCAGGGCGCGCAACGUCGGCGAGUCUGCGUGCUGGUUUCUGGGAAUGACCCGUGGUCAACUUCAGCCCCCAUGUCAGUGUUUGAAUGUUGUUACCGAUUUGUUGCUUUACUGUUGUAUAUGUUCGUUGCUCCGUGUACAGCACUUUGCAUGCAGCGAUGGCUGUUUGAAAGUGCUCGAGAAAUGCAGUUGAGUUGUAAUGUUCUUCAAAUUCCGAGAGCUAUUUCGAGCAUUUGGGGUACGAGACGAUUCAAGGGUGGUUCAUGUUCAAGUGGAACGAUGUGCGUUGAUUCGGCGGGCUUCCGAUCCAA
This is a messenger RNA of Hippocampus comes (tiger tail seahorse), 2510 nucleotides long. RefSeq names its product zinc finger protein 260-like. Lineage: Eukaryota; Metazoa; Chordata; Actinopteri; Syngnathiformes; Syngnathidae. The coding region runs from base 278 to 2116 and encodes 612 amino acids. Gene Ontology annotation, cellular component: nucleus. Gene Ontology annotation, biological process: regulation of transcription by RNA polymerase II. The transcript is spliced from 3 exons. The record is from RefSeq and is a predicted model, not a curated record. Gene Ontology annotation, molecular function: DNA-binding transcription factor activity, RNA polymerase II-specific.